GAGCCUCAUGUGAGACAUGGACUGUGUCCAAUCUGAUUGGUUUCUAUCUAUCCUGAACCUAUUGCACUGCUUGGCACAUAGGAAGCGCUUAACAGACCCCAUCAGAAAAAAAAAGGGGGUAGUAGAAGGAUGGGACAGGUGCCAUGCUGGCCUGAGAACCCUGGGAAGGAAGGUUAAUUUCAGGCCCCCGUGUCUCCACCUCCCUUCUUGGAUCCUCCCCCGGCCAGCGUGUUGGGUCACUGUUGCCUUGGCCGCGAGGGUCCUGCAGGGAACGGCCUCCCCAGAUCCUCCUCCUCCAAAUUCUCUGCCGACCAGCAGAAGCCAUGACCGACCAGGAUUGUCCCAGACAAGCGAACUUGUCCCUGGGAGGCUGAAUAGGCUGGGAACGGGAGGGUUGGAGUUAAGGGAGGUAUCCCACCUUGGCCCAGCCCACCUUCCUGCCAACUGGGCCCAAGUGGGACAGAGACUCUUGUGCCCUUGGCUGGGAGAUGGGGUUUGGUGACCGGGCAAGAGGUCCCGCCCCCAGUCCACCCCUUCCCCGCACGAUUCGCCCUCCCUCUCCCCGCCCAGGGCGGACGGGCAGCGGGAAGACGACGUUCAUCAGCGAGUACUCCUUGGACCUGUGCAUGCAGGGCGUGAGCACACUGUGGGGCAGCUUCGAGAUCGGCAGCGAGCGGCUGGCCCAGGUCAUGCUCACCCAGUUCUCCCACGGGCGGCUGGAGGAGGAGCCGGAGCGGGACAUCGCGUGGGCUGACCGGUUUGAGGACCUGCCUCUCUACUUCACGACCUUACACGGACAGCAGAACAUCAAGACUGUAAUAGACACAAUGCUCUACGCCGUCUACACGUAUGACAUCUGCCACGUCGUCAUUGAUGGGACAAGGGAGAUGGUGAUGGGACAAGGGCAGCGGUCAACAGACAGGCUCACAGCUCAGGACGCCAUCAUUUGGGCAUUCCGAAGAUUCGCCACCGACAGCGGCUGCCAUGUGACUGUGGUCAUCCCCCCUGAUGAUGAGGACGACGACAGAGAGCUGCAGACAGCGUCCAUCUUUGGGGCGGCCCAGGUGGCAGAUAACGUCCUCAUCCUCCAGGACAGGAAGCUGGUGACUGGACCGAGCAAACGCUUCCUGCAAGUGGCCAAGAAUCGCUUUGAUGGGGAUGUGGGCACCUUCCCGUUGGAGUUCAGUAAGACCACGCUGACCUUCUCGCCCUCAACCCAGAAUGAGGCUUUGGCAUAAGAAGGACAGCGACCAUCUGGCCUCCCCAAGGUCCCCGGCGAACAGUAAGGAGGAGACCUUGAAAAGCCAUGAGGUCAACUGUUCCUGUA
Messenger RNA from Tachyglossus aculeatus (Australian echidna), 1327 nucleotides. RefSeq names its product twinkle protein, mitochondrial-like. The transcript has 4 exons. Gene Ontology annotation, molecular function: single-stranded DNA binding; 5'-3' DNA helicase activity; ATP binding. The coding region runs from base 489 to 1238 and encodes 249 amino acids. Gene Ontology annotation, biological process: mitochondrial DNA replication. The record is from RefSeq and is a predicted model, not a curated record. Gene Ontology annotation, cellular component: mitochondrion. Lineage: Eukaryota; Metazoa; Chordata; Mammalia; Monotremata; Tachyglossidae.